Molecule: messenger RNA, 810 nt
Organism: Penicillium egyptiacum
Lineage: Eukaryota; Fungi; Ascomycota; Eurotiomycetes; Eurotiales; Aspergillaceae
Source: the annotation of a GenBank genome assembly
AUGUACAAUCGGAAUCCGUCCAUUACAGUACCCACUUCCAACAUGGAAUCAUGGAGUGGAAACCAAAUCGACCCAGUCGCUAACUUAAAGAGCCGCAAGAUCUACAUGCAAGUUGGCACCUCCGACACUACAGUAGGGCCUAAUGUCAUGAGUCAGCUGAAAGCACAGCUGGCUAAAUUUGCGGACACGGCUUCUACCACCUAUAUCACUACUCAAAGUGCUGCCCACACAUUUCCAACCGACUUUGACGGUUCAGGGGACAACCAGUGUGGCUCUGCCUUGUCCCCCUAUAUCAGCAACUGUAAUUAUGACGGUGCAGGUGCAGUCCUCAAGUGGAUGUAUGGUGAAUUGGCCGCUCGCAAUAGUGGUUCCUUGUCAGGUGAAGUUAUUGCAUUUGACCAGAGCUCCUCCUUUGGAGCCAGCGGCAUGGAUAGCACCGGCUAUCUGUAUGUUCCCGCUGCUUGUAAGGAUGGUUCCACUGUCUGUAAGCUACAUGUUGCGCUCCAUGGAUGCCUGCAGAGCCACAGCCAGAUUCAGUCUAAAUUUAUCGACAACACCGGUUAUAAUAAAUGGGCUGAUACGAAUAAUAUCAUUAUUGCCUUCCCUCAGGCAGUUGUGGACUACUCAAUUCAUACCGUUUGGGGUGGAACCAUGCUUCCCAACCCCAACGCCUGCUGGGAUUGGGUCGGUUGGUAUGGCAAGAAUGCAGACCAGAAAGGAGGAGUCCAAAUGACUGCCAUCGUCAACCAAGUCAACCAGAUCAUCAGCGGGUACCACACCAGCACCGGUGGCAAUAACGUUACUGCAUGA